Messenger RNA from Paramisgurnus dabryanus, 2063 nucleotides. RefSeq names its product eva-1 homolog Ba (C. elegans) (gene eva1ba). NCBI's taxonomy places the organism in Eukaryota, Metazoa, Chordata, Actinopteri, Cypriniformes, Cobitidae. The record is from RefSeq and is a predicted model, not a curated record.
UUUCUCUACUCUGUGUGUGAGUAUUGUUAGACAGAUUUUCCUGCCGCUUGUUGUGAGUGUCUGAAAGCGGGAGAACUCUCUUACGCUGCUUAUUCAAGAGGAAGUCGGCAGCUCUUUCAUUCCAGACUCUUGUAGUGCAGAAUCAAACUGAGCAGUCAUUGAGCUGUGAAGACUGAAAACUGAUUUAUUCAUUGGCUAUAUAAUCCGGGCUGUGUAACAUAUUGAUGUACUCAGCUCUGGACUAAACUUCAGAAGAACUUUGAAUAUGUGUGUGAUGGUCUAGAAGAGCUGCUUUCUUUGACGAAGGACCCUGAUAGUUGCAGGUCACAGUGGAAUAACUAAUCAGAGAGGACUGAUCCAAUGAGGGACUGAGGAGGAACUGAAUACUGCUUUAAAUGUAGGUUGGAACAUUUCACAAAGUCAGAAUGAACGUGAAAAGGAAGGAGAUGGACUUUUUGAGCAACACUAUUGCUGCUUAUGCUCACAUUAAAGAAAAUCCAGAGAGUUUCGGCCUUUACUUCGUCAUUGGCGUAUGUUUCGGGCUAGUACUCACUCUCUGCCUCCUGGUCAUCAGGAUCUCCUGCAAACCUCGUACCACUCCAGCUCCUUCCACACCUGAGAAAAAACAGCUGAAAGACUUUAGUGAGGAAGAAGAUGAGGACGAGGAGAGUGACGAGGAUGAGGAUGCAGGAGAUCUGGAGCCUCCUGUCCUCCAUAGCACCACAGAGAUCUCCAUGGGUAACCACCAAUCUACGCCGGAUGGGACUCUGAGCAGGAACGUAUUCACUUCGGCCGAAGAGCUGGAGCGAGCACAACGAUUGGAGGAGAGGGAGAGGAUAAUCAGGGAGAUCUGGAGAAACGGACAGCCGGACAUUCUGGGAACGGGGACGGGCACGAUCGGAAGAGUGCAUUACUACUAACACACCCUGUUCACAAACUCAAGCCAUUCCUCUGCCUCAGCGCACUAUUUUUUUAUAAAUGGAGGGACCAUUGCUUUUAUUUUUACAGUGACUUAUUGUAAUCCUGCAGGCGAUCGUCAGACGUGUUGAUACGGCUUUGUCAUAUUGAACUGAGCAUGCUGAUGUUAAUCCUCAACUAAUGGUGCUACAGUAAAUUCUUUUAAAGCAUAGGUUCAUAGCACAGACCAUUACAGGGUCCAGGUUUGGGAAUAUGGUGUUUGUAAAUAUGUGUGAUAAGACUCACAAAAAGCAAAUGCAUAUUUGCACGUGCCAUUUUUUGUAUAAAGAUGUUUUCUGCUUAUUUUUUUUUUAAACUAAUGCAUUCCUCUGGAUUUUCUGGCAUAAGUAAUAAGUAUGCCAUGUAGUAAAAGCCAAUAUACUCUAAAAGCAUCCUUUAUACUUGGAUUUUAACAGGUUACGGUUAUACAGAGCUGUUUUAAUCUAAAUUAAAAGACAGGGUUUAGAUUAAUCCAGGACUAGCACUGAAUUAUAUUAGGACAUUUAAAUAGUUUUUAUAAACAUCCUUUACAAAAAAAAACAAUACUGUGUGCAUACUGAGACAAAACAAUAACACUGAUGUAUGUUAAGAUAUGUCAGUGCAAGAUGUUUUUUUAACAUGCAUAUUAGUUUGGGACUAGGAUAAGCCCUGUCUGAAAAAACGGCACUGUAUGUUUUAAUGCAUAUGGUCAGUGCAUUAUUUUAUAAAAGGAAUAAUGCAUAAACAGCAUUACACUGCCAAAGAGACUCACUUAUAAUAACUUAUCCCAGGCUAAAAUAAAUGUUUGAGCGGCCUUAAUUUAAAAAACAGCUUGUACUGACAUAUCUUAACAUAUAUCAGUGCCAUUGUUUUGUCUCGAGAUGCACACCAGUUUUGUUUUUGUAAGGUCUGGUCUGGAUUAAUCUAAACACUGUCCGUAAAAUCACCCCUAUAUGUCUUUAACAUGUAUUUGCAACCGUGUUUAUUUGUAGUCAUCAGACUUCAGGUUUUGUUCUAUCUUGAAAACAUUUGUCUCUUGUUACUAUGGUGGUUCUGGGUGCUUUAUUUGAUUUCCUUCACAGAUGCUUGGAUGAGUAAAAUAUAAAGACAUUUUGGCAUGAUGUGUA